GCUUCCCUCACGGCUCCGGGUCCCCGCACCCCGCCAUGGUUACCAGCACGGCGCCGCCGCCCUUCCUGGCUCGGAUCUCGGCGGGCACCGAAGAAGCGCGGCGGCUGCCGCCCGCUUUCCUGCAGCGCAUGAGGCGAGGGGACGGCGGCUGCGAAGAGCAGCCCAGCUGCCGCGCGGGGGGCGCCGCCAGGCCCGCGCUGAGAAGGGUCCGGCGGCGGAAAGGCAAGAUCCGGCCGGGCCCCGCGGGGCUCCUGCCCGGCCGCUACCAGCACUUGCAGCAGCACCGCGCCAGGAGGGGCCCGACCGACCUCCGCGCCCACACCGCGCCCGUGCCCCCCGAGGAGCCGCCCGCGCCCACCAAGCCCCUCAGGAAAGAGUUCUUUAAGAACAAGAUGGGAAAGACGGAGAAGGCUGCCGUCCCCUACAGUCAGCCUGUUCACGGUUUACAUCUGUGUGAACAACCAAAGAUUAACAGGCAGAAGGGUAAAUGUAAUGCACCGCUGACAAAGAUCGCCUCGGCAAACAAGAUAGAGAACUUUUGGCAAGAUUCUGUAUCACCAGAAAUAGUUCAGAAGCAGGAGAAAAAGCCACUUAAAAACACAGAGAACUUCAGAAAUGCCAAGUCCAAGAAACCUAUCGCCCUAUCUGAAGCGAGCCAAAAGGAAAAUUACGCUGGGGCAAAAUUCAGUGACCCACCAUCUCCUAGUGUCCUUCCAAAACCUCCCAGACACUGGGUGGGUGGCACGGCUGAACCGUCUGACCAAAACAAAGAGUUGAUGGCAGUCCAUUUGAAAACUCUCCUAAAAGUUCAAGCGUAGUUUCCACGAUCGCUUGAGUAAUUGGCAAAGAAAACUCCAUCCGGGAAACUUAAAACAUGCCUUGUUGCAACGAAAAUUGCAAAAGACUGUCAAGUCUUAUAAUCACAUUAAGAAACCCUUGUAUUAUAUUUUUUAUGGUCGUGUAAAUAGUGUACAUCAUGUAUUAUGUGUAUAUUCUUGUUCAUACUUUGAGAGGUACAUUUUAGUUUUGUUAUGAAAUGAUGUAUUUUGCACUGCCUGAAUGGUAGAUGUCUUGUAUAUAAAAUAUGGACAAUUUUAAGUGUGUGCUUGACACAUGAAGACUUGACUUGAUUUGCACAAGGUAAUGAAAAUUUUGAAAGGAGAGUACAGCUUUCUGUUUUUAAGGUUCCAGAUCAAAUGUGAAUGUUAUUCAUGCACUACUGACAAUAGUCUUACAUUAUGUCCCAAGCAAGUAUAAACAUGGAACUUUCAUACAAAUGUGAAGUUUUGCUUUCUGCUCUGGAAACUAUAUCUGGAAUUCCUGUUUAUCUGUUUGUUUUUAAAAUUAACUGGAAUUGGUAUAAAAUUCCAACCCAUCAAUUUGAGCACUGCUUAUUUCUUUAAAGAAAAAAAAUGAAAAAAAAAAAAAAGCAGAGCUUUCUGCCAAAAAUCCAAUUGGUCAUGAAAAAAUUAAAUAAAACAAUUUGGCCUCCCCUUAAGCAUGU
Messenger RNA from Cuculus canorus (common cuckoo), 1504 nucleotides. It is a transcript of the gene PNRC1, whose product is annotated as proline rich nuclear receptor coactivator 1. Gene Ontology annotation, cellular component: nucleus; P-body. The transcript is spliced from 2 exons. Bases 36 to 818 code for a protein of 260 amino acids. Gene Ontology annotation, biological process: nuclear-transcribed mRNA catabolic process, nonsense-mediated decay. NCBI's taxonomy places the organism in Eukaryota, Metazoa, Chordata, Aves, Cuculiformes, Cuculidae. The record is from RefSeq and is a predicted model, not a curated record.